Messenger RNA from Capsicum annuum, 884 nucleotides. RefSeq names its product putative late blight resistance protein homolog R1B-23. The coding region runs from base 415 to 870 and encodes 151 amino acids. The record is from RefSeq and is a predicted model, not a curated record. The transcript has a single exon. Gene Ontology annotation, molecular function: ADP binding. NCBI's taxonomy places the organism in Eukaryota, Viridiplantae, Streptophyta, Magnoliopsida, Solanales, Solanaceae.
AUUCCUAAAUUGAGAAAGCCCUUCUGACUUUCUGUUUCUUACAUUGAGAAAUUAUAGAACUUGUGGAAAUUCGUCCAUUGUCAUACUGAGAGAUAUUCUGCCUUCUUCUUUGUGCAGAAAUUCCCUACUCUGAUCAAAUACAUGUGAGAAAAUAGGAGAGAAAGAGUGUCAUAUGGUGUAUGCUGCUAUUACUUCUCUUAUGAGUACCAUACAACAAUCAAUGCAAGUUACCGGACUUUCCUUGCAAGUGUUCUAUGAGGAGAUAGAAUCCAUGAGAGCAAUUCUGGAGAAGCUCUGCUAUAUAACAGGUGAGUUCAACGCAUUGACAAGCUAGGAAACACAAAUUGCGUAGCUAGCAUACAGAGCGGACGAUGUGGUUGACUUGGAAUCAAGGAAAGUUUUUUUUGGCCAAAGAUGCAAAAAAAACGAAGAAGAGCUUUUUGGAAACUUUAUUCCCUCGUGAAACAAGUUGUAGGAUGGACUGAUUCAAAGAUGAAGAAGUGGAUGGCAGUGAAGAACAGACUCAACAACAUCCAGCAUCUUAAAGAACAAACUUUGACUCUCCCCAGUGCAUCUCAACAUGCCUUCGAGUCCGAGAACGUGAUGGUUGGCCAUGAAAACACGUUUGAGAUCAUGCAGGAUCGACUUGCUCGAGGAGGAAUGGAACUAGAAGUUGUCACAAUUGUUGAUAUGGGGGGCAUCGGUAAGACAACUUUGGCUACCAAAAUUUACAAUGAUCCAUUCACUAUAUCUCGAUUUGAUAUUCGUUCAAAAGUUACCGUUUCACACAAGUAUUGCGUAAGAAGUGUAGUCAUGGGUCUUCUUUCUUAUAUAAGUGCAAAGACUAAUGAUUAUCUUGAGCACCAAUAAGAUGGGGAACUAGA